Messenger RNA from Tripterygium wilfordii, 4936 nucleotides. RefSeq lists its product as uncharacterized. NCBI's taxonomy places the organism in Eukaryota, Viridiplantae, Streptophyta, Magnoliopsida, Celastrales, Celastraceae. The record is from RefSeq and is a predicted model, not a curated record. The transcript is spliced from 3 exons. Bases 402 to 4649 code for a protein of 1415 amino acids.
AAAAUAAACAGUAAUUGAAUACCCGACCCAGCACUCCAUUGCGGUUACUGAGCUCAAAAAAGUUGAUAAAGAUAAAGAAAAGGGAAGAAUCAGCAACAACAAGCCCCUUUUUUCUUUUGGGUUUCUUCAUACCUUUAUUGUCUGCCCUUUGAUCUCGGUUUCUAUCUGGUAACUUCUCUAUCUCUAUUUCUUCUCUCAUCAUGCUUUAACCGGAACCUUUAGUUUACUUCAUCUCUGUGUUACAGGUAAAUAGUUGAUUAUCAUACGAUUGAAUUUGAUUUCUCAGUCGAUUGAAUUCACGUUCUCCGAUCGUUUGCUCUCAUUGGAGAAUCUUGCAUUGAGGCGAAAACCCAUAAAUUUUUUUAUUGCUUUCAGGUUGAGAUUUUUGAAGAGACAGGGAAAUGGGCGCCGCUAUGGAAAUUGGGGUUCGGAUGAGGAGGUUUCUUGCCAUUUCAAUCAGAAGAAGUUAUAAAUCAGUUUGCAAUCACCCAUUUCUCGUGGGUAUGGUGUGUUUCUUGUUAUUCCUGUACAGAUCAUUUCCAUUUUUGUUUUCCCUUUUGGUCUCUGCCUCCCCCGUUUUAGUGUGCACUGCCGUUUUGCUUGGGACAUUUUUGAGUUUUGGACAAUCAAAUAUACCUGAAAUUGAAGAAGAAGAAGAAGAGAAAGUUUCCCAUGAGAUUGCAUCUCUAAAAUCCGGAGUUGUAGGAGAGGACAGUGUUGUUAUUAGAGAUGAGAGUCUUGUUGUAGAGAGAUUUAAUGGGGAGAAAGGAGGUAUAGUAGAGAAAUCUGAUGAAGAAAUUAGUCCAUUGGAUGAUGGACUUGAUAAGGUCGAGGAAGAGGAUGGUUCAGCUGGUUCAACACUCCUAAUUAAUGAGGGUUCCAGGGAAAUUCAGUUAGAGAAGCCAGCAACUAAAGAUGUGGAGGGGAAAUUCAGUGAUUUGCUGAAGAAUAAGGGAACUCAACUUGAAGCACAUAUGGUUGAAAGCAUGCUGACUGACAGUGAGGAUCUUGAGCACCAUUAUUCUUUAAUUGCAAACAUGAAAGAUGAGAAUAUUGAUAAUGAAGAUGAUGGAUUUUUCGGAGAGUCUUCUGCUGCUCGCAUGGAACAUCAGUGGGAUUCGUCAUUGAAACAGGCAAAAGAUCACAAUGAAGAGGAUGCCAACUACGACGAUGAAGAGGAUGAUGAGUCUGGAUCUGAUGGAGCAGAGAGUUCUUCCCCAGAUGCUUCCAUGGCAGACAUUAUUCCAUUGCUUGAUGAGCUCCACCCACUCUUAGAUGAUGAAGCUCCACCUCAUGCUCAUUUAUCUCAUGAUGGAUCAUAUGCUGCUUCAGAGAAAUCUCAUAAAAGUGACGAAAGCGGUGAAGAGACAGAAGAUAUGGAAAAUCAGGCAGAAGAAGAAGACGGUGAAGAUGAAGAGGGAGAAGCAGCGCAGGAAGGUAAGGAGGAUGGAAGUAAAUCUGCAAUCAAAUGGACAGAGGAUGACCAAAAGAACCUGAUUGACUUGGGGACUUCAGAGCUUGAAAGGAAUCAACGUUUGGAGAACCUCAUUGCUAGGAGAAGAGCUCGUAAAAAUUUGAGGGUGAUGGCUGAGAAGAAUCUCAUAGACUUGGACAGUGAGGAUAUUCCUCUUAGUAUUCCAUCCAUUGCAACAACAAGGCGCAACCCCUUUGAUAUCUCUUACGACCCCUAUGACAAUGUUCCUGGGUCUGCUCCGUCCAUAUUGUUGCCAAGACGAAACCCUUUUGAUCUUCCUUAUGACUCAGGCGAGGAAAAGCCUGAUCUCAAGGAGGACAGUUUUCAACAAGAAUUCACAUCAAUGCAACCAAGGGAACCGAUUUUCAGAAGGCAUGAAAGUUUUAGUGUGGGGCCAUCAGUUUUAGGGGGUCCUAGACAAGAGAGGCAAGAAUUCAAAUGGAGACCUUAUUUUGUACCAGAACGAUUUGCGACAGAUGAAGCGGGCUAUCCUUCAUUCCAACGGCAAUUAAGUGAUGUUAGUGAAUCUAAGGCAAGUUCUGUUCCUGAUACUGAAUCAGUGUCUUCAGCCAUGGAGGAUGAGGGAAAGAAGAACAAUGAACACUAUUUUUCUCAAGAAACUGAUGCAAUCUCCAACAUAGACCAUGCUUCUGUCCAGGUUGAACAUGGAAGCCAAUCAUCUGAAGUUGAUUCUGUGGAUAUUGAUCAAAUUGAGGGAAUAGAUGUUCUCCAUAAUGUUGAGGAAAUUACAUUGGGAGAUGUGGAAAGUCAUCAUGAGAUAUGGUCUAGCUUGUCUGAAGCAGAAAGGUUGCAUACUCCUAUAGGAGAAUUGUUAAGUCACCAUGAAGUUGAUUUGAGCUUACCGGAAGUGGGAGAGCCAGCUAUUUCAGUGGAUGUUGACACUAGUGAAAGUCAUUUGAAGACCGAACCAUUUGAGGAGGAAUGCACCAGAAGAUUGGGCCUGUCAUCGUUGUCAGAAGAAGAUGAAAGAACAUCUGAUGUUAGAGAAGAAGGAUCAACGGGUCACACUGGAGAAUCUGGCAUUUCAACACAACUUUCAAUUGAGGAGCCGGAGUUCCAAUUUAUAAGUGGGGUGACGAAUGAAAAUCAUCAUAGGGAGCCUGUUUAUGAUUCAAGUCCACCAGCAGUCGAGAACUUCCACUCAUUUUCCUCCAUAUCCUCUGAUACGCAAGCAGAGAUAUCUGAAACAGGUUCACCUCUGGUUUUGGUUGAAUCUGCUGAGGGCCACUCUAAAUUGCAUGUUGAGAGCACUCAGAUGGAUGCUGGUGGUCAUGAAGAGGUGCUCAUAACCUCCUCACAAGUGCAUCUAAUGGAUGCAAAUGAAUCAAAAUCAUCAGAAGUUUCAGAUGUUCAUGAGCACGAUGUUAGAAAGGAUGAGUCAUCAGGAGUCAAUGCUAAUCGUGAUAAUGGGGAGGAAACUAUGGUGCCCGAAUCUGGAGUUGACCAUGUUAUAGUUGAUUCAGGGUCGUCUUCUGAUGGGUCAGGAGAUGAGUUUAUGAAUGCUAAGAAGGAGAACUAUUCUUAUGAACAGGAUCAAGUGAAUUCAUCAAGUGUUCAGGAGGGAAUUCUCAUUGGAGUAAACCCAGAUGUGGGUGAAAAUUUGCAUUCCACGACUUCUACUAAUCAUUUGACUUUGUCAUUGAUGCUUGAGCAUGUUUCAGUGGAUCGCAAUGUACCAUCUUCCGAGGCAGCAUCUGCAGAAGAGCAUGUGGUAGCGAAUGAAGAUGCCAUCAAUCGUGAGGGGGAACAAGUCCACUCAUCAUGUUCAUCAGAUAAUGAAGUGAUUCAAGAAGCCACGAUACAUAAGGAUGAAAAUGUUCAGCCUCAUCUGGAUAAAUAUCAAUCACCAAGUUAUGAUUCUCAAACCCAUGUUGAGGGCCAUCAAGAUGCGAAGCAGAAAGUGGAUGUGUUGGCUUUGAGUUACAUGGAAACUUCUGAUAAGCUAAAUUUGUCCGCUUCGGAGGAAUCAGAGCAUGUGGUGGCUGCAGUGCAAGAACAUCUUCCCUCAUCUGGUCUCAACGAAGAUGCAGAUGUGAAAAUACUUCCAUCAGACUUGAAUUCUCUAAAUAUGCUUCCUGGGGAAAAUCAUGUAGGUGAAUUGGAGAAACAGCCCUCGUGGUCAGAUAAAUCUGUGGUUGAUCCAUCGAUUGAUGUUCAUGAGCACCUCCCAGUAGGCCAGGAACAAUAUAAAGUCCUAGUAGACUCUCCAAGGGAAGUAGAUUCCAUUAAUGAUGGAAAUGAACGGGAACUUCAUCAUCCCGAGGAUGAAGUUUCAAAAAAUUCCUCCUCUAUGAUCUCAAAUUCCACCUUAGUCCCAUAUGAGAAUUUCAUUGACCAACCAUCCGCUGGUGUAGUAGGUAUGGAAGACAAGAUCCUGGACAGCAUUGUAUAUGAGGAUGGUGGUCAUGUCUCAGAAGACCAUCAUUAUCCAAUGGAAGAAUAUGGUUCUCCUAUUGAGCAAAAUAUCACCGGGGAGGCAGAUGAGUUGAGGGACAUUGAUGAAGGAUUUUUGUCAGAAUUGGACAUAGUUGGGGACUUUAGAGUAAAUGAAGUUGGUGAAUCAGUCCAUGGUGAGCAAAUACCAGAACAAACUAGUACUGGCAGUCAUGAAAAUGUUUUGUUUCCCGAAGACUCAGACCCGAGAGAUGCCAGCCAAGAGCUUCCGGUCCUUGAAGGUGGAUCAAUUGAGGGCGUUGACCUAGCUUUCACGCAACUGCAUGAAGGAACAGAUGUUAAAGAAGUCAUUCUUCCCGGUAUGGUUGAGGAUCAGCUUGUUGUGGAUGUUUUCGAACGUCAUGGACAAAACAAUUCAGGUUUGCCAGUUUAUGAGGCUAGAUCUGUGGAAGAUAUUGACGCUGCUAUUAAGCAGGUCUCCGAAGGUGAUAUGGAUGGAUUGCCAAAAUCGUCGGGUUCAAGGGAUGGAUCGGCAGAAGAAGGAAGCGAGCUGGGUCAUACCCAGCAGAUUGAAUCAAGAAACAUAGAAUCUGAUGUUCAAGAAACUAGUGUGCUUGUGUCUUCAGAAACAAAACAUGAACUUGAUGGAACUUCUGGGAACUCUAGUUUGAGUAUACCAGAUACAAGAUAUGAGAAGAAAGAAUCUAAAAAUGUGAGUUCUGAUUCGAGCUCAAGCUCAAGCUCCAGUGAUUCGGAUUGAAGAUGAAUAUGAAAGGAGUGCAUUUCCCCUCUUGGUUUCUUUCAUGGUGAUUGGUUUUCCUUCUGGUUUAUUGGCGUGGUUAGUGUUUUUAGUUUACUUCUUGAUUUAUUGAUUGGUUUCUUCAAGAAUGAGUUUUGGUUUGCUUUCUUGAAGUGUUAUUAUCUUUCCCUUUUUGUUCCACUACAACCUAUAGGAGUACAGCAGCUUGAAGCUUAAAUGUGAGAUUUUUAGAAUUCUUGAAUAUUGUAAAUGACAUGUUUUGCUUUUAUGAUUGAUUUUUUUUUUGG